This is a messenger RNA of Exophiala oligosperma, 1038 nucleotides long. RefSeq lists its product as uncharacterized. The record is from RefSeq and is a predicted model, not a curated record. The transcript has a single exon. Lineage: Eukaryota; Fungi; Ascomycota; Eurotiomycetes; Chaetothyriales; Herpotrichiellaceae. Bases 271 to 906 code for a protein of 211 amino acids.
UUCUCUCCUUUCUGGUUUGUUCUGCCUUUUGCUUUGCCAUCUUUUUUUAGGGUCGUCCAUGACUGGUUGGAAGCGUGCAUGACGAUGGCCAUUUUAUAUUUCGCAGUACGGCAGCAGACGAGGAGCCCGUUGUGGCUCCUUCCCGUCACGGUCGCCCUCGAGGCCAUUCUAUUCAUAGACGCUGCCUUUUGAGGAUCCUGUUCGGGACUCCUCCCUAUAAAGGUUGCGGUAGACAAUGUCCGCCCUCCCAAUACUGUACUCAUUCUCCCAAUGACCUGUCUAACGAUGCUACUACGCACUGCCACCCAGCUUUCUAUCUUUGUCGCUCUUGCCAUCCCCCUGGGGAGGGCCUCUGCAGACACAUUUCAAAAUGACAUCGGGACCAUCACACCAACGGCCAGUAUGUCGAGGAACUUUGUCUGGACGAACACUUCCAGCGCACCACCAGAGGCCACCGUUGAGAUUCAGUUUGACGGCCUGGUCGGCUCCGGCGUCAUAAACUUGACCAGCAACUAUGGUUUUACAGUCGUCAAUCUGACCGCCGCCAGCACCUCUGCCACCUCUUGCACUGCUUCAAAUCCAUUCGCAGCCAAUGUCACUUCUGGAGCGACUGUUCCUCCCUCUCACACUGACGGCAUCCCCGUCACCAAUCCCCCUUCGACGAGUGCGACUGUGGUUCCGUCUAGCGGACCUUUUACGUCGCCGUCGUUACCAUCUACCACGGGUGACUCGCCUCUUGGCCCAAGCCAGAGCACGAGCAUAAGCACUUCUGCCACUACCACGUCGGCCUUCAUCGGCCUCUUCACCGGCGUUGGAACGCGAUCGAGAGUACCCCUGGCGGCCAUGCUGACAUGGAUUCUCGUGGCCCUAAUCCCGACUUUUGUAUGUUGGAGCGACGACUUUUGACGGCAGAAGUAUCGACGACGAACUCUCCUCUGCACUCCCUUCGUUGCCGGCAACUGGAAGGGGUCUUAGAUAGUUUAGGUAGCCUAUCCUAGAAUAUAUACCUUUCGAUACGCAAAUGGUGUGGCAUCUCAC